AUGGCAAUGCAAAGCCAGUACCCUUAUAGGCAAAUCCGCGCCGACUUCGACAAUGAUACUAUCACUGUCUACCAGGCAUACUCUCGUGACAUUGCAGACGCCGCGGUCCGGGAACAGAAACUUAAUGCAUCGCCAAAGUUCAAACUUGGUAGAAUGACCUGGGUCAAACCAAGCUGGGCAUGGAUGAUGUAUAGGGCCGGCUAUUCGUACAAGGAUCAUGGCCAAGCCCGCAUCUUAGCGCUAAAGAUGAAGCACGAAGACUUUUUAUCAUUGCUCGAAAACGGCACUCUUUCUACCCAUACAUCUCAGGCGCAGACUGUUUCCCCCGGAACCGUCAGAAUUCAAUGGGAUCCAGAGCGCACGCCGUCUCUCAAGAUGUUGCCUUACCGGAGCAUCCAGAUCGGAAUCGGAGCAAGUCUAAGUGAAACUUGGGCAACAAAAUGGAUUGUUUCAAUCGACGAUGUCACUGAUCGUGCUCAGAAACUAAAACAUACUCUUGAUACAAACCCAGAGAUGAGCCUACACAGACUGGUUGAGCUUGGUGUAGUGCCCUUGGAGCGGCCCUACCAAGUUCCAGAGCAACUGAUGAAGCGCCUGGAGAUGACACCAUUAGAAACGUGA
Molecule: messenger RNA, 621 nt
Organism: [Torrubiella] hemipterigena
Lineage: Eukaryota; Fungi; Ascomycota; Sordariomycetes; Hypocreales; Clavicipitaceae
Source: the annotation of a GenBank genome assembly